CCGGCAGAAACAAGGAGAAGCUGGACUGGACUGAAACAUCCUCUGGCUGAGGUGCGUGAGGUUUGUUUUCGUUUGAUUGAGAUAGUUUAUAAAGCUGUAAAUAGCACAGUGUGAUUACACGGUGAGAUCGGUGCUGCUUUUCGUGCUUACUUCACCUGAACAAACUGUGGUUAGCGCAUGAUUUGAUAUCUAGCAAGCUACAAAGCAGCAGCAGGGGUUUUUAUUUUCCUACCCGUAUUCCGAAAAACCCCGCCUUCUGCACGCGAAGCUCGCUCUCCCAAGAAGACAGCUGAUUGGACAGAUAACCUGUUGGCGGGACCAUUCUGGCCAAUCCUAGCACAGGUGACAGAAUACAGAGUCCCUGCAUGAUGUAUGAUCCAUCAGAAAAUGGUCAGUUUGGCAUGUCUGACUAUGACCAGAUAGAGGACGAGUCCUUUCCCCCUCUCCCACCACCGCUGUCCCCUGGAGAGGGCAACUUCGAUGAGGAGCAUGCGGCCAGUGGAGAGGGUGAAGAGGGAGAGCUGUCCAAGCUACCUGAUGUUCCUGUAGCUAAAAGGCGAACUGUUAAGAGACCUCAGCCUAAACUAGACUCUCAGAGGCUGCUGUCUGAACGAGGACUUCCAGCCUUACGUACAUUAUUCAGUGAUGUCAAAUUUAAAGGCAAAGGCCAUGAGGCUGAGGAUCUUAAGGUUCUGAUGCAGAAAAUGGAGAACUGGGCUCACAGACUUUAUCCCAAACUACAGUUUGAGGACUUUAUCGACAAACUGGAGGUUCUAGGAAGCAAGAAAGAAGUACAGACAUGUCUCAAGCGAAUCCGACUGGACAUGCCUCUGACCCACGAGGAUUUCAAUGGAAAUGAUGGCGAUGAAGCAGAGGUCCGCUUACAGGAAGACGCAGACCCAUUUGAAGAUAGAAGCUUCUCUGAAGAUCCGUUUAUCCACUCCACUCCUGCUCCUGCACCACUCUCUCUUACAGAGGAACAGCAGCAGCGUAUCGAGCGCAACAAACAGCUGGCCCUGGAAAGAAGGCUGGCUCGACAAAAGCAGCUAGAGUCGUCACAGUCAGCUUUCCCAGAUGAACUUGCUGCAAGUCCCACAGCACAUCACCUCAGCCAAGACGACCAGAGAGAACUGGAUCAAACCACAGGAAACACUGACACACUUUUAGAACAAGAUCCUGUGGCGUCUCAGAGCUCCCCUCAGUAUGACAAAUGUGACAGUCCAGUUCCAGAGAUAACAAAUGGAGAUAAUGAGAGCGAUUGAUCAGUUUUACUCUCUGAUUGCGCCAGGAAGUUUUCAUGAUAGACGCAAACUAACUGCCAACAAAUUGUUCAGAGUAAAAAAAACGUUCAGUUGUAGCUGUUAGACCAUGAUAUGCACUUCCUCUGAUAAUCCAGCCAAAUGCUAAUAAGCUGCUUGUAUUGUUCUUGACAUCCUCUGUGAGGAUCUAUAAUGAGAAAAGACUGGCUCGGUUUAUGCUUUCCUUACUUCCUAUAAUUAAAUAUAACCAUAAUUAAAAUGCAGAACUAUUCAGAGAGAACCAGCUGCUGUAGCUUACUUCCACACAGCAAGGUCUAAACUGAUGGAGUCUCACCUAAGUCUUAGCAGCUUUAUCCUAUUUUAUAUUAAAGCAUAAUUAAUCCAACUAUCACUAACAAAGGGUGUUUGAUAAAGAGGAGAGUAAAGAGUUUGUAAGCUUGUUUAGGAAUUUGCAUUUUCAUAAUUCUCAUGCAUUUUCUUUACAUGGUUUGUUUUGGGUGUUCUUUUUUUAGUAUAAUUUACCAUUCUUAUUUUAUUGCAAUAUUCUAAAUAAAGUGUUCAUAUCUUGUUUAA
Molecule: messenger RNA, 1832 nt
Organism: Pangasianodon hypophthalmus (striped catfish)
Lineage: Eukaryota; Metazoa; Chordata; Actinopteri; Siluriformes; Pangasiidae
Gene: tipin
Product: timeless interacting protein
Exons: 8
Coding region: 366-1262 (298 amino acids)
Biological process (GO): DNA replication checkpoint signaling; DNA damage response; replication fork arrest
Cellular component (GO): replication fork protection complex; nucleus
Molecular function (GO): DNA binding
Source: RefSeq, a predicted model, not a curated record